Molecule: messenger RNA, 264 nt
Organism: Anopheles coustani
Lineage: Eukaryota; Metazoa; Arthropoda; Insecta; Diptera; Culicidae
Exons: 3
Coding region: 1-264 (87 amino acids)
Source: RefSeq, a predicted model, not a curated record
AUGGCGUGUUCCAGCGAAAUUGUUGGCCUUUUCCUCAUCAUGACGCUGCUCGUUUGCGCCUUCGAAAGCCACCCAGUGCCUGAUCAUGCCAAGAUUCGUAUCCACGUGCCCAUCAAACAUCACACGCAUCUGCACACGAAAACGGUCGUGAAAACGGUCCACGUCGGGAUUCCGGUAAAAAACGUAAAAUCACACGACGACGAACACGGCUGGGAGUAUGGAAAGAAGAAGAAGGGUGCCUCCAGCUACCUGUCGUAUCUGUGA